ACAUCACGCCGCGCUCUUAAAUCGAGCGUCCGGGUUGAGGCACGGCGGGCGGAACCCAAACACACAGUCCUGUGUUUCUGGAGGAACAUCGAAGUAAGCAAACUUCCAGCUGAGAGGCGGACAUGGUCUCCACGAUCCAGAACACCGACGUGAAGCAGAAGGAUGCUGAUCGUGCAGUGGUUGUCGCAGUAACGUCUCGUGCAGUGUUUGAGUCUGCUGCUGAUGACGGAGGUGACGUGUACGGCGUGGGCGUGGCUUUCCCACUGCUGCAGGCACUGCACAAAGUGAAUGAACGUCUGCUGGAAGAAAGUUCUGCUGAGUCGCUGCUGUUUGAUGUCAUCCUGAUCACCACUGACGACCAACAGCAGCAGCAGAGCUCCCGAAUCACCAGCAGCACCAGACAUUACGGUCUCGAAGUCAGCAGGUUUUGUUUUUCCAGCCAGGAAGAUUUCACGGAGAGUUUACUGAAAAAUAACGUGCAGCUAUUCCUGACAAUAGACAGAGAUGAGGUGCUACGGGCAUCACAAAAUGGUGUUCUCUCAGCACUGCUGGAUCAGCAGUUAGCUUCAUGUCCAUCAGAGCAGCUCAGAGUAAUGAUCAGUGGAGACGCCGUCAUCAAGCCUGACACUGACCCAAUGCCGCCGGGACAAAAGGGCGCUCAGAGUUUCUCCACUCAACUCGGCCAGAUGCGGCAGAAGUUCGGCAUCUUCAACAGCCCUCUCAGUAUCGUCCUGGUGACGUUGCAUGGCGGCAGGGAGAGUUGUGGUGACGCCUUGCGGACGCUGCGUUCCCGUGGAGUGAGCGUGGAUGAGGCGCACUGUCUGGCUGGGGCCCCGCGGGGCCCCAUCCUGUCAGUGCUCCGACCUCACUUCCUGCUCAGUGACGGGGUCAGCUACCUGCAGGAGUGAUGACAUUGUAACGGGGGGGUGAUGUUACGUGACUUCAUAAAAAAAACUUCACUGUGUCUUUGAAACAAGCUGCCAGAUCCUCAGACUGAACUCAGACCUGUUCAGCUCAUUGAGCCUUAAGGAGCCAGUCAGUGUUCAUGAUUUAAAAUUUGUGAAGCCCCGUCCACCACCACAUUUUAAACCACCGGAUUGGACGCUGUUACAAAUAAGUGUUGCCAUAUUUUGUGUUGACAAUCAUGUUUUAUUUUCCCAAACAAAUCUUAAUUUUUUUUUUUAAAUUGUAUUGUAAAUCAAUUUGAGAGCUUAACAUUUUUGUACUUAGCUCAGUUACAGUCCAGCAGAGGGCAGUCUAACUCUGUUACUUCAGAAAUCUAAUCAUGUUUGCCUCCAUAACGUAACUGUUACGUUUUAUUUACUUUCAGCUCUUUGUUUGAUUAUUGUCUGUAUUCACAAGCACUAUAAGCAUUUUUGCUUCCAAAACAAAUGCCUGCACUAGCCAGAUUAAGAGUCUUACCACACAAAGAGAUGGUGGUAAUGCCACUUUGCCCAUAGGGGGCAGCCGGAUUCAACACAAAAUAAAAAUUUAUUGUAGCAGCUUUAAGUCUGUCCAUCAUCUGCUGCUCCAGAAUAAGGUUAAACUGUCUCUGUUAGGGUUUUAACACGUCAUGUGCGCUGGAUGUGUUCCCGUCUUGUGUAAGUCUUGAUUCAAAUGUAAAAUGGUGGCGUUUCAGCCCUUUCAAGCACUAUAUGUUCUUAAGAUAUAAUGGAGCCCCUAAAGUCUAUAAAGGUAGUGUUUUUGCUCACAAGAUUUUAAAAAAGAAUCUCAUCCCAGUCCCAGUACCUUACCUUUCAUGUGUUUGUAUAAAUUUUGAAGACUUUCAUGUGUAGAAUACUAGAAAAAGAAAAAGGUGACUAUAUU
Messenger RNA from Acanthopagrus latus (yellowfin seabream), 1827 nucleotides. Its product is annotated as cytosolic 5'-nucleotidase 1A. Gene Ontology annotation, molecular function: magnesium ion binding; 5'-nucleotidase activity; nucleotide binding. Bases 123 to 908 code for a protein of 261 amino acids. Gene Ontology annotation, biological process: nucleotide metabolic process; adenosine metabolic process. The transcript has 7 exons. Lineage: Eukaryota; Metazoa; Chordata; Actinopteri; Spariformes; Sparidae. The record is from RefSeq and is a predicted model, not a curated record. Gene Ontology annotation, cellular component: cytosol; cytoplasm.